This is a messenger RNA of Argentina anserina (silverweed cinquefoil), 1154 nucleotides long. Its product is annotated as protein PHOSPHATE-INDUCED 1-like. The transcript has a single exon. The record is from RefSeq and is a predicted model, not a curated record. NCBI's taxonomy places the organism in Eukaryota, Viridiplantae, Streptophyta, Magnoliopsida, Rosales, Rosaceae. The coding region runs from base 70 to 1026 and encodes 318 amino acids.
UUGAGCUCCUUCAAAUCUUUUCUAGCAUCACUCAAAUUCCAGUAGUGAAUUCUUUGUUAGAAUCCAAACAUGGCUUCAUCUAGUUUCAAUCAAUUACUCUCCUUUGUUUUGCUGCUCGGUUUGGUCAAUUUCUGCUCAGCAGGCAGAACACUUUCUGCUGAGACGUCGGAUCAAACCCAGCAGCCUUUACUGUUCCAGUACCACAAUGGCCCUCUUCUAAGCGGCAAAAUCUCCGUCAAUUUGAUCUGGUAUGGCAAGUUCAAAGCCUCCCAGCGGGCAAUUGUUUCCGAUUUCAUCACCUCCCUUUCGGCUUCUUCUCCAUCUACAAACCAACCUUCAGUUGCUAAUUGGUGGAAGUCCAUUGAGAAAUACUACCACCUCUCCAAUGCCAAGAAAAGUUCUCUUUCCCUCUCAUUGGGCACCCAAACCCUUGACCAGAGCUACUCUAUGGGCAAGUCCCUAUCUCAAACACACAUCAAACAGUUAGCAGCCAAGGGAGGCAAGAGUAAUGCCAUCAACGUUGUCUUGACCUCAUCGGAUGUUCUAGUUGAUGGGCUUUGCUCUAGCAAAUGUGGGACACACGGGUCUUCAAAGAGCUCCAUCAUUAGAGGCAAGAGCUCCAAAUUUGCAUACAUCUGGGUGGGAAACUCAGAGACCCAAUGCCCUGGUCAGUGUGCUUGGCCAUUCCACCAGCCUAUCUAUGGACCACAGACUACACCAUUGGUGGCACCCAACAACGAUGUCGGUGUGGACGGUAUGAUCAUCAAUCUAGCUAGCCUUUUGGCUGGGACUGUGACCAACCCUUUUGGAAAUGGGUUCUACCAGGGUCCCAAAGAGGCUCCAUUGGAAGCUGCCUCCGCUUGUCCUGGUGUAUAUGCCAAAGGAGCGUAUCCUGGUUACGCCGGAGACCUCUUGGUUGAUGCUACGACCGGGGCCAGCUACAAUGCCAAUGGUUUGAAUGGGAAGAAGUACUUGCUUCCUGCUUUGUUUGACCCUUCUACCUCAACUUGUUCUACUCUUGUUUGAGAGUAAAUUAGCAGUUGAGACCACGUUAGAGUACAUUUUAUGUAGAGAAUAUAGGUCAUUGAUUCUUCAAUUCACAUUCUUUAUAGUUUCAAAUGAAAAUAAUAUAUAUUUUUUAAUUUUCAUAGUAA